AUGGGGCUGGACCAGGUGGGAGGACGCAUGCAGCACUUGCUCCGAAGACGUGCUGAGAACGAACAGGCUUCGAAGACACUGAAGGUGCGCGGGAACUGCAGGAACGGUGGACGUCGAUGGAACCUCUUCAAGCCUGGAGCUGAGAAGCUGCAAAUCAGUAGGCUGAUCAGUGGUGGUUCUAUUGUAAGUGCUGAGGCAGUAUGGGAUCACGUCACCAUGGCCAACCGGGAGUUGGCGUUUAAAGCAGGAGACGUUAUCAAGGUCCUGGAUGCUUCCAACAAGGACUGGUGGUGGGGUCAGAUCGAUGAUGAAGAAGGAUGGUUUCCCGCCAGCUUCGUGAGGCUAUGGGUAAACCAAGAAGAUGGAGUGGAGGAGGGAACCAGCGAUGUGCAGAAUGGCCAUUUGGAUCCAAGUGCCGACUGCCUCUGCCUCGGCAGGACCGUUCAGAACCGAGACCAGAUGAGAGCCAACGUCAUCAAUGAAAUCAUGAGCACGGAGCGCCACUACAUCAAGCACCUCAAGGACAUUUGUGAGGGUUACUUAAAGCAGUGCCGGAAGAGGAGGGAUAUGUUCAGUGAUGAACAGCUAAAGAUCAUCUUUGGUAACAUCGAAGAUAUCUACAGAUUUCAGAUGGGUUUUGUCCGGGACUUGGAGAAACAGUACAACAACGAGGACCCCCAUCUCAGUGAAAUUGGACCAUGUUUCCUUGAGCACCAAGAUGGCUUCUGGAUCUAUUCAGAGUACUGUAACAAUCAUUUGGAUGCGUGUAUGGAGCUUUCCAAGCUGAUGAAAGACAGCAGGUACCAGCAUUUCUUCGAAGCAUGUCGUCUGUUGCAGCAGAUGAUUGAUAUUGCCAUAGACGGUUUCCUUCUGACGCCAGUGCAGAAGAUCUGCAAAUACCCCCUGCAGCUCGCAGAGCUACUGAAGUACACUGCACAGGAUCACAGUGACUACAGGUAUGUGGCUGCUGCUCUUGCCGUCAUGAGGAACGUGACUCUACAGAUCAACGAGAGGAAGCGGAGAUUGGAGAACAUUGACAAGAUAGCUCAGUGGCAGGCCUCUGUUCUGGACUGGGAGGGAGAUGAUAUCUUGGACCGCAGCUCAGAGUUGAUCUACACGGGAGAGAUGUCCUGGAUUUACCAGCCUUAUGGACGGAACCAGCAGCGUGUUUUCUUUCUCUUUGAUCACCAGAUGGUUCUCUGCAAGAAGGAUCUGAUACGAAGAGAUAUUCUGUAUUACAAAGGUCGCAUAGACAUGGAUAAAUAUGAAGUGGUGGAUAUAGAAGAUGGGAGAGAUGAUGACUUCAAUGUCAGCAUGAAGAAUGCCUUCAAACUUCAUAACAAGGAGACUGAGGAAAUGCACUUGUUCUUUGCCAAGAAACUGGAGGAGAAGUUACGAUGGCUUAGAGCUUUCAGAGAAGAAAGGAAGAUGGUAAAAGAAGAUGAAAAGAUAGGCUUUGAAAUUUCUGAAAAUCAAAAGCGGCAAGCGGCAAUGACAGUAAAGAAAGUCAGUAAGCAAAAAGGUGUGAGCUACUCCAAGUCGGUUCCUCCAGCCUACCCACCACCCCAGGAUCCAUUAAAUCAGGGACAAUACAUGGUGACAGAUGGCAUAUCCCAGUCCCAGGUCUUCGAGUUCACCGAACCCAGACGCAGCCAGGCACCAUUCUGGCAAAACUUCAGCAGGUUAACACCAUUCAAAAAAUAAUACCUAGAGAGAUGGAGAAUUUUAACUUAAAAGAACUAAAAUUUAAAAAUAAAAAUAAAUAAAAUUAUA
Antrostomus carolinensis (chuck-will's-widow) is the source of this 1773-nucleotide messenger RNA. RefSeq names its product Cdc42 guanine nucleotide exchange factor 9 (gene ARHGEF9). Gene Ontology annotation, molecular function: guanyl-nucleotide exchange factor activity; protein binding. The record is from RefSeq and is a predicted model, not a curated record. Bases 1 to 1704 code for a protein of 567 amino acids. NCBI's taxonomy places the organism in Eukaryota, Metazoa, Chordata, Aves, Caprimulgiformes, Caprimulgidae. The transcript has 11 exons.